Trichechus manatus latirostris (Florida manatee) is the source of this 11378-nucleotide messenger RNA. It is a transcript of the gene ZNF507, whose product is annotated as zinc finger protein 507. Gene Ontology annotation, molecular function: RNA polymerase II cis-regulatory region sequence-specific DNA binding; DNA-binding transcription factor activity, RNA polymerase II-specific. The transcript has 6 exons. The record is from RefSeq and is a predicted model, not a curated record. Gene Ontology annotation, biological process: positive regulation of transcription by RNA polymerase II. The coding region runs from base 168 to 3008 and encodes 946 amino acids. Lineage: Eukaryota; Metazoa; Chordata; Mammalia; Sirenia; Trichechidae. Gene Ontology annotation, cellular component: nucleus.
ACGUGAUCCGUCCCUAGCGCCGCCAUUUUGGAGCUCCGGGUGAGGAGAGGGAAACGAGGGAAAAGAGCCGGGAGAGAAGCGGGCUGGGACGAGGGGAAGGGCACGGCCGGGCUUCUGGCCGGCCAAAGGAGGCUCGCGGAAGCAGCAGCCACCGCUUGACCGCAGAUAUGGAAGAAAGCAGCAGUGUUGCCAUGUUGGUGCCAGAUAUUGGGGAACAGGAAGCUGUGUUGACUGCUGACACUGUCAUCAGCCCAUCAUUGGAAAUUGAUGAACAAAGAAGAGCUAAAACAGACCCAUUAAUCCAUGUUAUCCAGAAGUUAAGCAAGAUAGUGGAACAUGAAAAGUCACAAAAAUGUCUUUUAAUUGGGAAAAAGCGCCCACGUUCAAGUGCUGCCACACCCUCUCUUGAAACCCAAGAACUUGAUGAGGUCCCAGCUAAAGCAGCCCGGUCACCUGCUGCUGAUAUUGGAAGACUUGAAAUGCCGCAGACAGAUCUUAUCCCUGAUUCUCUUGCCCAGAGUGAUGGGAAGGCGAUGUCCUAUCAGUGUAGCCUGUGUAAGUUUCUGUCCUCUUCUUUCUCUGUGUUGAGAGAUCAUAUCAAGCAGCAUGGUCAGCAGAAUGAGGUGAUAUUAAUGUGCUCAGAGUGCCAUAUUACAUCUAAAAGCCAGGAGGAACUUGAAGCUCAUGUGGUGAACGACCACGAAAAUGAUGCCAACACUCAGGCCCAGUCCAAAGCCCAGCAGUGCAUAAGCCCCUCCAAGUCCUUGUGUCAGAGAGUCAUUGAAAGAAAUAAGGAAGCCAUUCGUGACAUCCCGGUAAAUGUGGGCAAUCCACAAACGGCAUCCAUGGCAGAAAUGGGUAGGAGGAAAUGGUAUGCGUAUGAGCAGUAUGGCAUGUAUCGAUGCUUGUUUUGUAGUUACACUUGCGGCCAGCAGAGAAUGUUGAAAACACAUGCUUGGAAACAUGCCGGGGAGGUCGAUUGUUCAUACCCAAUAUUUGAAAAUGAAAACGAGCCUCUAGGCUUGCUGGAUUCUUCGGUGGCCGCUGCACCUAGUGGGGUCGAUGCAGUAGUCAUUGCUAUUGGGGACAGUGAGCUGAGUAUCCACAACGGGCCAUCGGUUCAGGUGCAGAUUUGCAGCUCAGAGCCAUUAUCAUCUUUAUCGCCUUUAGAAAAGAGUGCAGAAGGGGCAGUGCACCUAAGUCAGUCAAUUGCCCUUGACCCUAGUGAGGAAGAAAUGCUGGAGGUGAUUUCUGACGUGGAGGAGAAUCUGCGGGCUGAUAGCCUUCUUUCAUCAGCGCAAAAGAUCAUCAGUAGCAGCCCCAAUAAAAAAGGCCAUGUUAACGUGAUAGUGGAGCGUUUACCAAGUGCUGAAGAAACUCUUUCACAGAAACAUUUCCUCGUGAAUGCUGAAAUGGAGGAGGGAAAGAACCUGAGCCCUACAGAAGCCCAGAUUGGGUGUGGAGGAACAGAUGGCGUUUAUCAUGCUGAUAAAUGUACUGUUGAUAUUGGGGGGUUGAUCAUAGGCUGGAGCACUCCAGAGAAGAAAGACAGCGAGUUAAUGAAUAAAGGCCUGGCUACUGAUGAGAAUGCCCCACCAGGCCGAAGAAGGACAAACUCUGAGUCUCUCCGACUGCACUCACUGGCUGCAGAAGCCCUGGUCACAAUGCCUAUAAGAGCUGCAGAGCUAACGGGAGCCAGCUUGGGACACUAUGGGGAUAUAAACCUUUUAGAUCCAGACACCGGCCAAAGGCAAGUAGAUGGUACUUUGGCGGCAUAUUCUAAAAUGAUGUCGCCGCUUAAAAACUCUUCAGAUGGAUUAACUAGUUUUAACCAAAGCAACUCUACCUUGGUGGCACUCCCAGAAGAUAGGCAGGAAUUGGCGGUCGGGCAAGUUAAGACAGGCAUCAGCAUGUCCUUACUAACUGUAAUUGAAAAACUGCGGGAAAGGACAGACCAAAAUGCCUCUGAUGAUGACAUUUUGAAAGAGCUGCAGGACAACGCCCAGUGCCAGCCCAGCAGUGACCCGAGUUUGUCGGGAGGCAACGUGGUGGAAUACAUCCCUAACGCCGAGCGACCCUACCGCUGCCGCUUGUGUCACUAUGCGAGUGGCAACAAGGGCUACAUCAAGCAGCACUUGCGAGUCCACCGUCAGAGACAGCCAUACCAGUGUCCCAUCUGUGAGCACAUCGCUGACAACAGCAGGGAUUUGGAGAGCCACAUGAUCAACCACUGUAAAACGAGAAUAUACCAGUGCAAGCAGUGUGAAGAAGCUUUUCAUUAUAAGAGUCAGCUGAGGAGUCAUGAGAGAGAGCAACACAAUCUUCCAGAUACCUUGUCAGUAGCCACUUCUAAUGAGCCAAGACUUCCCACCGAUACAGCUGAAGGAAAGUGCAUUCAGGAAGGGAAUAAGUCUUCAGUCCAGAAACAGUAUAGAUGUGAUGUGUGUGAUUAUACAAGUACAACAUAUGUUGGUGUCAGAAACCACAGACGAAUCCAUAACUCUGAUAAGCCAUACAGAUGCUCUUUGUGUGGGUACGUAUGCAGCCAUCCUCCUUCUUUGAAGUCUCAUAUGUGGAAGCAUGCAAGUGACCAAAAUUAUAACUACGAACAAGUAAACAAGGCUAUUAAUGAUGCAAUUUCACAGAGUGGCAGAGUUCUGGGGAAAUCCCCUGGAAAGACUCUCUUAAACAACGGUGAAGACAGAAGCGAUCCUAUCAGUGGAAGUUCAGAAAAUUUGGUGUCGUCCUCAGAGCUGAUUUCCCAGACUCCCAGUGAAGCUGUAGGUCCCAACGAGAGUGAGAAACUGAGCCUAACAAGUAAUACCUCGUGUAGUUUAGAAAAAAACUUCAAUCUGGCCCCUCCUGGUAUGGAAUAUUGCGUUUUACUCUUCUGUUGUUGUAUUUGUGGUUUUGAAUCAACCAGCAAAGAAAAUCUCUUGGAUCAUAUGAAAGAGCAUGAGGGUGAAAUUGUAAACAUCAUCCUAAAUAAGGACCACAACACACUCUAAACACCAGUUAGAUGGGAUACUUACUUGAAGAGGGCAGAGUUGGAAGAAAAGAUUCUUAGAACCAACAGUUUUGCCUUUGCGCCAAUGUCAAAUAAUUUACUAGACAAAGAAGAAGUGGUGUGAUUUUGGAGGAAGUGACAGAGAUGACUUUGGAAACAAAUUUGCAGUGUAAUAAAAGGAAUUCCAAAUGGGUAAGUGGUAUAUAUUUUGAUUGAAGGGAAGUGGGUUGAGGAAGAAGCAAAAAUGUAAUCCUGUAUUAACCCUCUGUCACUCCCUCUUAAUACUGAGUAUAUUUAUUGUUGAAAGCUUACUGUAGUGUAGACAUGCGAGCAAGAGUUAAGAAUGGGCUUUUCAGGAACUACUGUUACGGAAGUGUCGCAGUCAUAAGCAGAGGUUCGUUUUCUUUGUUCUCAAUUUUGACGUGCCAAGUUUAGAAUGGCAGCCUCUUGUGAAAAACAGGAGGUAGCUCUCUAAAGUUUUGUUUUGUUUGUUUGUUUGUUUGUUUUUUGACUACCCACAGAGUCAGCUGGGAAACAGUUUAGAGGGCUUUGAAGUGAUCUACCUAAAUCUUGCCCUAAAUUGAUAGGAAUUAAUCAUAUACUCAAUCUAGGAUAUGUUCCUUUACUCCUUAAAAAGGAAAGAAAGAAAGAAAGAAGAUCUCUAAAUCCAAAUCUGGACUGUAAAUAGGCAUUUAAGGAUUAAAUUAGUCUUAAUUAAAUUUACAGUGAAUUCCAGUGGGCAAAGGAGGAAGUCGGUGAAUUCCUACCAAACUUAAACCGCAUCUCAAGCUUCACAGAAGUGGCACCUCACUGAGGGCAGCACACUUCUCAGAGGUUCUUUUCAGCGUGUUUGUCAGAGCACUGCCCAUUUUCUCCAUAGUACAUAAACCUAAUCCUCUCUUCUAAGCCAGACCAGGCUUGUUCUCUGAAAAAGUCGGUUAAAGCAAAAUAAAAUAAAAUUUAUACUUCAUCAUCAGACCUUGAAAAUAGUUUGAAUUCUAAAAUAAAAAUGAUUUGGGGGAUGAGGACUGGAAUUCCGUGUCUCCUUAAAAUGAGUACUGCUAUUGAGAUUUUUCUUCCCAGAGUUGAGUAUCCUAGUUAUAUUUAAUGUAAGAAGAAUAAACAAAUAUGGCUAAAAUACAGUAAAAAUUCAGGUUGUUUAUAAAAAUUUUAAUAACAAACAGCACUUGGCAAGUCUACAGGAUUUCUCCUAUCGAGAAAAUCCCAUUUUGUUAAAGUACACACAGGAUAUGGAAAACCAACUUCAAAAUGCUUUUGCAGUAAAACCGGCCAUCAAAUAGGUAGAAUUUUUUCCUCAUUCAUUAAACAUUUUGUAUUACUGUGUAUUUCAGAGUGGAGAGAACAGGGCCUUUGUUCUUGUAGUUCUGAUCAUUUAUUUAUGUAUGAUCUUGUUAAAGAAAGUUCUGCCUACAAGUUGAAGGUUGGUGCGCUGUUCAGUGCACCGCGCUCAUGGUGCUAUUUCUGAACGUGAUUUUCUAACAUCUACAGUUGAGGCUGUGGCUCUGGUCAAUUUUGAACAUCGAAAAGAAUUUUUGAAUGGAAUACUCUGUAAACACAUUUUAGGGAAGGAUUCUGUUCCCAAAGUCCAGGUAUAAAUUGAAUAAAUUACCUUUUUUAAGAUGGCGUUAGGAACUAUUGAAGUGGGGCCAGAUAUCUUGAAGCAUUGUCCGAUUUGUUUUUUAAUCUCAUUUUUUUAUGGUAUUUAAACAAAAAGGAUUGUAACUUGCAACUCAUUAAUUUAGGUAGCUUUAAUUUAUUUAUGAAAAUUAUCCAUUUUUGAUACGUUUUUUAAAAGAUGAAAUGAAUUUAUAUAUACUAAAUUAUAUUGCCCAAAUUCACUGUGUGUGGAUUUAUAUUCAUUUUCUCCUGUUUUCACAAUUUAAGUAUUUAAUUUCAAAUUCAAAUAAAAUAUUUUGAAUAGUUCUACUAUCAUCGUCCGUAUUGUCGCCGCUCGUAUUGUGGGCGAAUUGUUUCGUUGCUGGUAGUUGUGGCUCAUUAUUUCUAUGUAAAAAGCCAUUAUUCUAAAAACUAACCCUAGAAGAUUUUGUUUUAUAAAUUUUCCCUUGGCUUUAAUUUUACGUAAUCACUUGGAAACUACUACUAACCAAAAAACAUCCAAAUUUUUUUCAGCAGUGUGAAUGUUUAAAUUGUCUUUCCUCAUUUCCUUAAACCACUUGCACUGAAUAUUACUUAAAUUUCCAUUUGGAAUUCAUGGAUGUAAAAUUUCCUUACCUCGUGAGAAAAAAUUUUAACCCAGAAGUUCAAAGCCUUUCAACUUUCAUCUGAUUCAGGCCUAGAAUGUCCUCCAGAGCUUUCUCCUCACCUGCAGAGGAACCAUAUGCCAGGAGUGUUCUGCAUCUUCCCGUUAUUGUUUGGUGGCAAGCCUUAGGUUAACAGUCUCUACCAAGAACAACUGAGUAUUUCUAAAAUAAUGAAGAUUAAACAUGCAGUUAUAAUUGUAGAGGAGAUAAUGUAUUAAAAUCAUCAGUAGGAAUCCCCUUUAUAGGAAUAAAUUUUUAUUGGUUCUUGACCUUUUGUCAUACAAAGCUCAUACUCGUUUUUUCUGCUCUGGACACUUACAGUUCUAAGAUCUGAUGUGAAAAUGGUUUUUCAAAGAAACUAAACAAACAGAGGUGGGGAAGGGGGAAGAGGACUUAUUCUGAUCAUUAUAAAUAAUGUUAUUCAGGGGCUGUGUUGUUUUCAACUUUCUCUGAACAUCCAGAAUAUGAUUGAUGUCCCAAAUGUCCUAGCAGUACCAUAGCUAUAUUCCAUUUAUCUGUAGACUUUUAAGUUCUGUAGCCAGCCAGCAAGUGCAGUGUUGUGACACUGACUGAAGCCUUUGUUUGAAACCUUUCAUCCUAUUCGAGGUAGCUGUCAGUGGCUUCAUAAUUAUUUUGUUUUUUUCUCACAAAGCAAGUGGUAGGCAUCCAUGUUUACAUUGUAUCUUCUGCAGUGUACUUGGCUUGACAAAGACAAGCAGGCUUCUCUAUUAAGACCUAUUAUAUUUUUAGUUUUCAUAGACACUUAUUUAAUCUUUUUGUGUUUUACUGUACAGCAAGGUGCUCUAAGUAAUGUUCUAUAAAGUAUAUUUAAUAGAAAUUUGAGUUUGAUAUUCAUGGACAUGAAUACAUGUAUUUUUUUAAGACAUAAGUAUUGUGUAACACUAUGGCAUUGCUUCUAUAGCCAAAGUACAAAGACUUUUGGAACACUGACAUGUAAAGACUACAGUUAAUUCUGACAUUGUAUCUUAUUAAAAUAGGAUGAUUUGCAUUUUGUAAAAUUAUCCUGCACAUCAAGCUGCAUGCCUUAAAGCCUAAAACUGUAGGAUUGUGUUCGCGGUAGAACAGUUUAUCUGUUCAGAACAAACAGUGAAGCAAGGUUAUAGCGCUUCUUUAACUACCUUUGGAAAUACUGUACAAUGUUAGAAUAAUUUAUUUUGCUUUACAGGAGUUUGUCAUGUAUUGACUUUAAUAUUGUAUUUUGGUAAUAAAUUUUUUUGUUAAAAACAUUUGCCUCUAAGUUUUAUUACAAAAUUUUAUGUCCAUGCUUAUCUUGGAAAUGUUGAUUUAAUCACUUAGAAAAACCCAUUAACACAGAGUCAAUUCUGACUCACAGCGGCCUUAUAGGACAAGAGUAGAACUGCCUCAGGGUUUCCAAGGAGCAGCUGGUGGAUUCGAACUGCCUUUUGGUUAGCAGCCAAAUGCUUAACCACUGCACCACCAGGGCCCAAUCACUUAGAAAGUUGUGUUUAAACCAUUAAAAGUUUCCCAAGAGUUGGCAUCUUGUUAAACUGUUGCUGACUAGCAUUAAUCUGUGUUACAUAAGAUAAUUGAAAAAAAAAAAUUAGAUUUUUUAAAAAUCAUUUUUAAAAUUCAGUCUAAUUUUGAAGCUUUUAUCCUUGAUACACAGGUUCAUUUUAUCUUCCAAAUCACAUUUUUACAUGCUUUCAAUUCCAAUAUAAUCAAACUGCUGAAGACUAGUUGAUGUUUUGCUAAUGUCAAUGAGCAUUCCUUAUUGAAGGCCAAAGAUUCCCUUGAUCAUUUUGUCGUCUUCAUCAAGUAUUUUCUAACAUUAGAUUUCUUGUGUGCCCUAGAAUCCUGGGCCACCUUGGGUUGAGGUGACAGAGGCCAAACUUUUCUUCCUAACAGCUGUAAUCUCUUGCCCUAUGCUCCCCUGGGGCAACAUAAUCAUAUCACUUAAACCUUCCAAGAACCAGAUCUCAAUACUGUGUCACUAAACCUCAGAUUACUUUUAGAAAUUCCAGCAUGAGAGUGUAGGACAUCACCGUCCAACAUGGUAACCACUGUCACACGUGGCUAUUGAGCACUUGAAAUACGGCUUACUGUUGCUGUAAAAUACAUAUUAGUUUCGAAGACUUAGUACCAAAAAAAAUGUAAACUAUCUCAAUAGUUUUUUAUAUUGAUUACAUGUUGAAAUGAUAUUUUGGAUAUAUUGGGUUAAAAUAAAAUAUUAAAAUUAAUUUCACCUGUUUUUACUUUUUGUAAUGUAACUACUAGUUAAAUUACAUCUACGUGGUUCACAUUAUAUUCCUAUUUGACAGCACUAGUAUACAAGAAAGAUUGGCAAGCUCUUACAUCAGAUCCAGCCUGCAGCCUGUUUCUGCAAAUAAAGUUUUAUUGGAACGUAGCCACGCCCGUUAUAUAUCGGAUAUGGCUGUUUUCCUACUGCAGCAGCCGUUGAGUAGUUCAGGUAAAGAGUCUGUGUGGCCCACAAAGCCCAGAUGAUCUGCUCUCUGUUCCUUGCUGACCUCUGGACUGGAACAGUGGUAUAAUCUGAGCUUUAAAGCCACCAGAAAUAAUCUUUUUAUAAAGAAAGCUUUUUAUAACUAAACUAUAUUGUUUCUCCCUCUCUAAUUCUUAUAAAGACUACUUGUUCUUCUAUGACCCUUAUCCAUAAUUGUGAUUUUAACCUGUUUGAUCUUUUCUCAUAUUUAAAACCAAACAUAAUUUGUUUAAAAUAACAAAUAGUUAACAAAUAUUUGUUUAAAGUAACAGAUAAUGCUGCUAUAAAAAGGUAUUAUCUUGUUUUCCUCUGACAACCUUACAGUGCUUUUGUUCGCCCUUGCUGCUUCGCCCUUUCACUGCUAUAUCCGAUGAUGUGGUCACAGCACCUGCAUAUGUAACCAUGGUACAAGGUAACCGUGGUAACUAAUCCACUCAGUUGUCAGUUGACUUGACUAAUCCAGGAUGUAAAGAAGGAUCUUAGAUGCGCCUCUUUAUAAUGAAUAGCAUGAGUGAGUCUAAAGCCAUACUGAUAAGGAGAGACAGCUUCAGUGUAGAGCUGUUGACUAAACGGCAGAGCCAAGAAAAAGUCACAGUACUCUCCUCUGUAAAUUUGUUCCACGUCAGCAAAGGUGAAAAGUUUUGGCCCGACAGAAACGUAGAGGAGUUUGUUUUUGACUGGUGCCGUGUGAUACACUUACCUAGGUAGUGUGUUUUUGUUUCUCUCUCAGAAGCUACAUGAGUGUAAGAUGCUUGAACCAUUUCAGAAUUUUGUAUGUGCAGCAACACCCAGUUGCAUACUGUGUUGGGAGGCUGCAGACCUCAUUUCUCUGGUAGGUACUUUAAUAAAUAUGCUGUAUCUAGGUUUAUCGUUUCAGUCAUGAAGUAUCUGUAAGAUUAUGACAAUAGUCUAUUAGUUUUUCCAACAGUGGGUAAUCAAGAGCUUGCCUCACAAAAUUACGGUCAAUUUUCCUUUGAUUUUUAAAAACUAAUUAUGUAAUUAAUAUACUUACAUAUUUUACGUAAUGUAUAAAAUAUAAACAUAUUUAAGUAUAAUUAACAUAUACAUAAAUAUAAAUGAGAAUUUGUUGUAUAACAAAGUUGUCAAACGCUGAUGUCGUUUAGCUUCUGAACUCAGCCAAAUUUACACCAGUGUGUUUACUUAAUCCAGAUAGUGAAGGUGCCAUUCUGUAACAGUUUGCAAAACUGAAUGUAAGGCAGGUACUUACACAGUACUACUGAGAUACAAGAGACUUUGUUGAGCCCUAGUGGCAGAUGGGUUAAGAUCUUCGCUACGAACCAAAAGGUCAGAGUGUGAAUCCAUCAGCCACUCCUUGGAAGCCCUAUGGGGCAGUUCUACUGUGGCCUGUAGAGUCGCUAUGAGCCGGAAUCCACACGACAGCAAUGGGUUUGGGUUUUGUUUUUUUUUGUUGUUGUUGUUUUAUAUAUUAGAUAGAUGGAGUUUCAUGUACACAAAUCAGAAAAUAAUGAAUCUUUAGUCAUAAGCUCGGGCCCAGCUAUUCCAUCUUUCUGACUUCUCAGCUAUGUCCUUUGUUAAAACGAAAAAAAAUGUUAAAUAUACUUAAAAUUAUCUCUGUCACUGCCCCUGGUUAUCAGUAGUAAUCAAGUACGGGUCUCUAAGUCAAUAAAGUAUGUUAUCUCGAAUGUGUGCACAAUGGGAAAUUGUGACCUAAAGAGACCUUCAACAAAGUAGGACAAGUUACUCAUUUUCAGGUCUUUUAUUAGCACCCGCUAGUUUUAUUAAAGGCUCACUGUCGCUACAGCACGCAUCUCCAGAUUUUUGGUUUUUUUCCUACUUGUCAUUUUAUUAAUUUUAGUAUCCAUAUUUCAGAAAUAAUGUGGCUGCAUUUUACUGAAAUAGGCACAUCAAUUCACAUCUUGCUCUUUUUGUUUAUAUCUGUAGUUUUAUUUUUUAGAUUCAGUAGUUCAAUCACAAAAGGUGUUAGAAAAUUCUUUUGCAAGCUUAUGAGAAAAAGUAUGGCAGGACGAGGUUCAAAUAUUAAGCUGUAUUUAUUUCUGAUCCUCUACAGCUAACAUUCUUAAAAAAACGUUAUGCUGAAAUAAAUAAUUGUGGGAAACCAAGGUUAUCUUCAUUUUCUAAGGCCCUCCCCGCCCCCGCCCGUGCCUGAAGCACGAGAACAGAGUAUCCUCCAAUGAGGAUACUGGAGUCCAUGCAGAGGUUAAACACUCCCUACAAUGAGGCUCUUCAUCUGUCCCCAGCUAGACUAACCUUGUGCUCAAGCUGCAAAUACUGUUAAAGAGGCACGAACGUGUUAUGUGACCAUUGUUUAAAAAUUACUUUGUAAUAAUAGGGAAAACAAUAAGUGUGUCUUAUGGGAAAGCAGUCACCAUAUCCCAUCUGGAAGUAGGCGGGAGGACAAGGCCAACGGUCAGGGAGCCAGAGCAGCACACAGGGUGUGUGUAGCUACCGCCCUGGUUUGGAUGUAGCUUGGCUUUACCUUUUUUAACCUUGUAGGAGCUCUGUUAGAUCCUCUAUUUUCUUAAAUGGAAAAUGGUAAUAGGAUAUCUACCUCAUAGAGUCAUAUAGAUUAAAUGAGAUAGUCUAUAAAAUAUUCAAAUUUCUGACCCAGUUGUGGACAGUGCUGGGUUCCAGUCCUAGCUCAGUAAGCCAUGUGACCUUAAGCACGGUAUUUAUCCUUUUCUGAGCCCCAAUUUCUUCAACCGUAAAUAGCCUGGUAGGGUGGUUGUAAUGAUUAGCAACCAUGUAUAUUAAGCACCUGAACAUAGAGGAGCUCAGAUAGUGGUUGCUAGUAGAGUUUGAGCAUUAAUUAUGAGAAGGAAAAAGUUAAACUGCCCUUAUUAUGAUACCGAAGCUAUUAGCUACAUUCUUGGAAAGGAACCUAAGAAACAUACCGGUUUGUCUUUGAGGACGUAAACUCAAAACCAAAUAUCCUAUCCCUUAAAAUACACCAAAAAAGACAAGCCUGGUUUAUCAGUACCUAGUAGAUUGUACACAAUUAAUUACACCCAAAAAGAUACUAGUCCAGGAGAAAGUGUUAAACAUUACCCUCUUACCAUUAUGUUAAGUUCUCUAAUCACUGAUGUAGAGUUCUUUCACCUCUAUAAACUGCCAUUAAGGAUUUAUUUUCUUCUACCUUAUUGGAUACAAGAAAACCAUGAGAGUGAGACUUUCCCUAAAUAAGCUAAUGAGCUGGCUGGAUUGGUAAAACUGAAGCCUAAGAGAGAGAAUCCUACUGGUGAUGGUAUGCAUUCAGUAUUAUCAGCUGCUAACUAUACAGUGAAACAAUGAGAAGAAACUCAGCGGGGAGAGUGUGUUGGACUACUUGGUAGAAGUUCUUGGAGAGCUAAGAAAUGGCCUGUCCCAGAUGGUGCAAGGUUCACACUCAAGGUUAACCGUCUCCCAAGGACGGUUCAUCUGCAGGACUCUGGUGCUGACCAUUCCUAAAUCUGAAGCAGUGGCGUCACGAGGGGGCUGUGAGGGGGUGCAGACCGCACCAGGUGACACUGUCAGAGGGGGUGACACCAAAAUGACUGUCUUAAAAUUGUUGCGCAGUGUUUCGGCAGAAAUUAUUUUUUAUAAAAAUAUCCCUGUAGUUAGUUAGAGG